AAUUUGAUUGUAUUGAAAAAAUUGAUUUUGAAUCCAUCAUCUUCUUUAAGAAUAGCAGAGGUGGAGUCAAGGUCAGGGGCACGUGAACAACUAACUAAUCGAUCACCGUUCUGUGUGCGACCAAGAAUACCUCUCUGAAAUCUGACAAUUUUCACAGAUUCGCAGUUUUUGGAAACUGCAAUUUUGUUACCGGAAAGAAGCACCUGGAAAGUAAUACAAUGGAUAUGUACAUUCGUGUUAAACGUAGUAAGACAACCUACUUCAUCCGGUGCAAGGCAUCUGAUAAAAUUAUUGACAUAAAGCAGAAGUUGCAAGAACUUGUUGAUCAGCCAACUAGUAAUCAACGGUUAAUUCUACCUGGUACAGGGGAAGUAUUAGAAGACUCUAAGACUUUGGCAGAUCAAAAGGUAGAAAAUGAUGCCGUUGUAGCACUGACCUUGAGAAAAGAUGAUAAUGAGUUUGAGGAGGUCAACAUUGUUCGGCCUAACGAUUUCUACCAAGCUCGGGAUGCAGAUGGUGCGAGUUGGUAAAGCCAUGGCUAACUCACAUUGCCGGUACCCUGCUCAUGGAAUAAUUGAUAAAUAUUCCUUGUAACACUUUAAAUGCAAUUUCUGUUAUGUGCUAAUAGUACUGUUUCAUUAAUUUAUCAGUUGGCAUGAUGAAAUCCAUAAUGGCUCAGGAAACAUUUCCCCAAACGAUUGAUCAAUUGUAGGAAUAAUUAUGUGCUUGUUAUAUCAUGCAUUGCCUGAAGAGAGUAUGGCACUUUCUGAAUCUUUUGAAUCAAAUUUGUGGGCUAUAGUUUAGAUUGGCUUUAUACCAAUGUAAAUGUAAUGCUGAAGGACUGGCAUAUCUAAGCGUGGUCAUAAAGAAGACGUGAAUCAUUUGCAUAAUAUUGGCCAUUGUGGGCAGGUACUUUUAGUUUUUAUAUUUGUCAAAAUUUUGUAUUUUAGUUAUUGUACUUAUAACCUAUUUUAGUCUUCAAGCAAAUAAUAUUUUGUAUGUAUUAGUUCA
Molecule: messenger RNA, 1011 nt
Organism: Vigna unguiculata (cowpea)
Lineage: Eukaryota; Viridiplantae; Streptophyta; Magnoliopsida; Fabales; Fabaceae
Product: Ubiquitin-like superfamily protein
Molecular function (GO): protein binding
Source: RefSeq, a predicted model, not a curated record